UGUUAAACUGACUAGAAACAUCCUUCGACUGUUAUUCAAAUAAAAAAUAAAUAUCUCAAAAUCAUACAAAAUUAUAUGAAUCGUUCUAAAGCGCACGUCAUUCAAAAUAGCAAAUCGUAAUUUAUAUUUGUUAAAGCAGCCGUGAAUCGUAAAUUUUCAUGUUUAAACAACUGCGAUUAGAGUUCAGGAAAAGAUAAUAAUAUCUAUUGAUCAUUUUUUUAUAAAAAUCUGAAACGUGAAGUACGUCUUACUCAGAGCGAAUAUACGACGUAGUGAGGGAAAAGGAGAGAAAGUAUUGUCUGACGGAAAGAGACAGUGCAGCAUAUACACUGCCUGGAUACUAUAGCGAGCAGACACCCUGGUGCAGAACGUCAGGAGACAAUCGGCAAGUCAGACCGGACUACAUACCUCCAGACAGUUAUUAGUAUCAAACCCGCACUAAUAAGAAAUCAAGUGAACGUGGAAUUUAUUGAAUAGACAUUCUCACACCUGACCAAGGAACUUUGAACUCUUCCGAAAUUAUAAAAAAAAAAUUGUGCAAAAGGAUAAAAUAACGAAAAUGUCAUCCCAAAGGCGGCAGAUGAUGCAACCCUGGCCUCUGUGCAUUAUGCCCUUCUCCAAGCGCAAGGAGCGUUCCAUCCUUCCCAAAUAUUACAGUCGAGUGUCAUCCUUGACAAGGUCAUCGACAACAAGUUCUACUCUAACAGAGGAUUGUGCAUCGAACGCCACGCUCGUAACAAAUGCAAGUCCGUUCAACAGUCAACAAGCUUUAAUUACGGAUAAGAACCGGAACAAGAACAAUAGCAAUUCCCAUAGUCAUUACUAUGCCGAAAAUUUGAGACAUGAGAACCAAAUUAAAAAUUCACGAAUUUACAAUCCUUUGAACGAGGAUCUCAAGGAGUACACACAGUUGGAGCCUUUGGUAGCUAAAGAUCGACUGGGGAUUGACAACGCCAAAAUAGUCAUGGGUUCUCAGAUUCAGUUGGAGGAGAAAGACAAUGGUCCUUCCAAUCCUCCUCGUCCGACAACAAUUCGUGCCCAAAAGACAUCAAUCCUUACUCAAGUGCUUGCUGCACUCACAGUCUCCUUAGGAUCCAUGGUCGUAGGAUUCUCGUGCUCUUAUACAUCACCAGCUUUGCCGUCUAUGAAUGCCACAGCUCCAUUUGAAUUCGAUGAACAAAUCAGCUCCUGGAUCGGAUCCGUGCUGCCACUCGCUGCCCUUUUCGGUGGCAUCGUAGGCGGUCCGUUAAUUGAAUAUCUCGGAAGACGAAAUACCAUUCUUGCAACAGCUUUUCCAUUCAUCGGAGCAUACCUUUUGAUUGCAAUGGCAAACACCUACUGGCUGGUAUUAGCUGGACGUGCUCUGUGUGGUCUAUGCGUGGGUAUUGCCUCCCUAUCGUUGCCAGUGUACCUCGGUGAAACAAUUCAGCCUGAAGUUCGCGGAACUCUUGGUCUCCUACCAACAGCCUUUGGUAACAUCGGAAUACUAAUUUGUUUCGUCGCAGGAAGAUACCUUGACUGGUCUUAUCUUGCCUUCCUUGGCGCUUGUCUGCCAGUGCCGUACCUCUUGCUCAUGUUCCUUAUUCCCGAAACUCCAAGGUGGUACAUUUCCAAGGGCAGGACGAAGCGUGCACGCAAAUCACUCGAGUGGCUCCGUGGAAAGAAUGCCGAUGUUACCGAAGAGCUCGGUGGAGUUGAGAAGACACACGUGGAAAGUGAAAGAAAUUCAGGACAUAGCGCACUUGAGGUUCUACUGCAGCCAAAAAAUAUGAAACCACUGGCAAUUUCACUGGGUCUCAUGUUCUUCCAACAACUUUCCGGAAUCAAUGCUGUUAUUUUUUACACCGUGGAAAUUUUCAAGAGCGCUGGGAGUUCAAUUGAAAGCAACCUAAGCACUAUCAUCGUAGGAAUUGUCAACUUUGCAUCUACUUUCGUGGCAACUGCUUUAAUCGACAGAUUGGGCCGAAAAAUCCUACUUUAUAUCAGCAGCGCUGCUAUGAUCGUGACACUAGCAACUCUCGGUUUCUUCUUCUAUUUCAAAGAACACAACUACGAAGGCGUAUCGGCUGUAGGAUGGCUACCACUCGUUAGUUUCGUUAUUUACGUCAUCGGAUUUUCCCUCGGUUUCGGCCCAGUGCCCUGGCUGAUGAUGGGUGAAAUUUUGCCGGCCAAAAUUCGCGGACCCGCAGCCAGUAUUGCCACCGGUUUCAACUGGUCUUGUACGUUCAUUGUAACAAAAACAUUCAAGGAUAUUAUCGGAAUUAUUGGAGCCAGUGGAACGUUCUUCACAUUCGCUAUCAUUUGCGUUGCUGGACUGGUAUUUGUUAUAAUCCUUGUGCCAGAAACGAGGGGUCGAUCGCUAGAGGAAAUUGAGAGGCGAUUGACUGGACCAGUAAGAAGAAUGAGUGCAAUUGCAAAUAUGAAACCUGUACCGACUGGUUGCUAGUUUCAAAGAUGAUUCUCAUUGAUUUAAUGCUGCGUUGUCGAUACAAUUUGGAUCUAAAAAUGAUUCCGAAUGGCAGGAUGCCAUUCCAGAGACAAGCUCUCUUACUCCAUUAUUUUCAUGUUUGUUUUUCUCUUGUCGUGCUUGUCUGCAAUGAAGUAAUGUGAUCUAGUUCACAGCAAUAUUUUUCCAAACAAAAUGUAGAGAUAUAACAGUCUAUAAGUAGAUAGAUAAGUGCAGUGAGAGCUGAAGGUGGAUAUAGUUUGCUCAAAUAGCAAAUGGUGCUGAACAUUGAGGGUGCUUGAACUUGACCAAAAUAUUCCAUGAUUCUCAUGUUUUAUGACUAACAGAUUGAUACUGUUGUCAACUGUUAGCACUUGCUCUCGUAGAGAAUAUAGUCCGUAAUGGAGUGGAAUGAAAGGAUUUAAUUUAUGAUGAAUUUUAUCUUGGGAAGUCCUCAGGAGUCUACCUCAUGGCAAUGAUAUGUAUAUAACAAAUUUCACAAGUGGAGCGUAGUGCAAGUGCAGAUGUAGUGUGAUGAAAUUAUUUUUAGAGAAUAUUUAAUUUUUAUGAACUCUAGCCAAAUGAUUGUAUAUAUUGUAAGAAAGGCUUGAAAAAUGAAGGUAUUUGUUGAAUUGUAGAUAGUUGAAUGUAAAUAAGUGAUUAUAGUUAACAGUGUUUCUUAGGGCCGGUUGUACCAGCUUCAAUUACGUAAUUCCUCAAUUGAAAAUAAGCUAAACGAUUCUGUUUACGCAAUGAUAAAUUUACAUCGAGGGUUUGAAACACCUGGUGGAGCCGCCCCUUAGCGAAUUCGAACAAUUAUUUCAAUUUUAGAAGUUGAAGAACUAUGUGCCUUACGAUUUUUAAAUGCUGAAUAGCGUCGUAAUCUUAAAAGAGAGAGAGAGAGCUUUUAAUAUUGUAUUGUAUCGGUAGAAGCAAUGAUUCAGAAUAAGGAGAUUUAUUCUAUCAAUGGAGACCCAAAGUGUAUUGAGAUUUAUUUACCAAGACCUGUAGUGUACUUAGGUAUCGUGCCAGUGAACAAAAUUUUAUAGUUUUGGCCGAUCAAAUGAAAAGUCUGCAGGACCUUAGAGAUUCCAAUGUCAUUGACUGAGAUUGUUUAUCAAUAAAAUGUAGAGGCGGAUGAUUAAUGA
Messenger RNA from Diachasma alloeum, 3594 nucleotides. RefSeq names its product facilitated trehalose transporter Tret1. The coding region runs from base 560 to 2446 and encodes 628 amino acids. Gene Ontology annotation, molecular function: sugar transmembrane transporter activity. The record is from RefSeq and is a predicted model, not a curated record. Gene Ontology annotation, biological process: transmembrane transport; carbohydrate transport. Lineage: Eukaryota; Metazoa; Arthropoda; Insecta; Hymenoptera; Braconidae. The transcript has 6 exons. Gene Ontology annotation, cellular component: membrane.